CAAGUCAGUGCGUGGCACAGUCAGAUACGGGCUCUCACGAAAUUCAUGCGAGUCUCUUGUCUGCGUCAAGCUUCCAGGUGGCUUGCUCGGGUGCGCCGGCCGCACGCACUGCUGAUACGUCGUCAGAUGAUGAAUAAAUGCAUCAAUGGUGAAUGUGCCUGAUGCCACGCCUUUGUGUGCCCUCUGUUGCGUUGCUGCUGCUGCAAUUGCCAGGGGUCGGAAAACCGAGCGGACUUUGUUGACUGGUCAACUGCCCUGCUGCAUGCAGCUGAUCGGGCCGCCUGGCUUAAUUCGUGCUCGCGAGGGGAACGCGACCGCCGUGCUGUGGUGCAAAGCGGCUUGGCGUGCACUGCAUGUGCAUGCGCGAGGUGAGUUCGGCAGGCUGCUCUUGCUGGACCAUUCGAUUCACAUUCGUGUUUGCGUGGUCACAUCUCACGAUUCUUUGGCAAGCAAACUAUAAAGAGGCGCGCCCAGUUGCGCGCACACAAUUGAGUAGACGUGCCAUCACGUUUGCACUCAACCCUGCACCCUCCUCGUCAACAACACCCAGCGCCAAGGCAUCUCGCCUUCGCCGUCGCUUGACUUGAUCUCCAUAGCAUCUCUCGAUCUCCAUAGCAUCUCUCG
Molecule: messenger RNA, 624 nt
Organism: Ceraceosorus guamensis
Lineage: Eukaryota; Fungi; Basidiomycota; Exobasidiomycetes; Ceraceosorales; Ceraceosoraceae
Exons: 1
Coding region: 146-460 (104 amino acids)
Source: RefSeq, a predicted model, not a curated record